AUGGAUGCGCCUUAUAAUGUGGCCGAGGAGACGUCCUGGUGGCCUCUGGAUGCUGCUGCGGUCAUCAAGCUGCUUGUUGCUUUGUGCGGCCCGCCUUUCGUCUUCACGGUGACUUCGAAGUACUCAACUAUACGCUAUGCGGCUGCCCCGUUCAUGAUGUGGCUUCAUUGGGAUAUCUUCAGCCAUCACUAUCCCAGCAAGACUGAUGCUCUGGAGUUUUCAAUGGCGACGACGCCGUUCAAUUGGCUGCGAUUACUCAUAAUCACACCUGUCGACAUGAAUGACCUCGCAAUAAUGUUCAAAGCUCCUGCCGAAACAUUGCUACAAAAAUUAUAUAUCUUAUACAAGGUGACGAGCACCCCCCGAUGGAUCAACACGCCUUGGGAGACAAAAAAUACUCCUCCUUUCCCUAAGUACUAUACGCGUCGCCAUAUGAAGCUUCCCUCUCGUGGAAGCUUCCUUCUGCGUCAAUCGUGUAUUCUCUUUUGGCAGCUGUUGAUUCUCAACCUGGCGGAAUGUGCAGGCAAUCUUCAAGCUUCCCAAGUGGAGAACCUGGGCGAGCCCAAGAAAUUUUCCUGGAAUCAUUCAACGGAGAAAUGGAUUGAACUCAUAAUCUCCAAUGUCAUCGCGUGGCUUCUCUGUGCUCGCUGCUUGAUUGAUAGCCACUAUCGGGCUCUAUCUGUCCUGCAUGUUGGAAUUCUAGGUGACGACGUUGCGGAUUGGCCUCCGCUUUUCGGAACCAUGCUGGAUAGUUACACGCUGAGAAACUUCUGGGGUAAAUUCUGGCACCAGAGCCUACGCAGCUCCUUCACUGCGGUCAGUAACCGAUUCUGCCGGGAGCUUCUUCGUCUUCCUCGCCCAUCAGUGCUAGAGCGAUACACGAACGUGUUCAUCGUCUUCUUAUUGUCAGGUACCCUGCAUUUAGCUCUAGACUAUGGAAGUGGCCUACCAACAGAAGUUUCUGGGGCUCUCUUCUUCUUCACGGCCUUCACUUUUGGUUAUAUGGUUGAGGAUGGAGUGCAGGCCUUAUGGAAGCGCAUGUUUCCUCUCCACGAAUCCACGCAUGGCAACAAGGAAACAGGGACGCCACGCUGGCAGAAGAUUGUUGGUGCUAUCUGGGUUAUGCUGUGGCUGGGCGUCACCUCAGGCCCUUAUCUGGCCCCGACGAUGGAUCUACCCCCUGCUAUCCUGGGCCCUAUCCCCGCGAAUAUUGAGGUUGGCUUUGGCCCCUUGAUUGGAUUCAUAUUAGUCGUUGGGGCCUUGAUAGCAUACGUUUUCGAGGGCGAGCCUUGA
This is a messenger RNA of Penicillium chermesinum, 1293 nucleotides long. RefSeq names its product wax synthase family protein. Bases 1 to 1293 code for a protein of 430 amino acids. The transcript has 4 exons. Lineage: Eukaryota; Fungi; Ascomycota; Eurotiomycetes; Eurotiales; Aspergillaceae. Gene Ontology annotation, biological process: lipid metabolic process. The record is from RefSeq and is a predicted model, not a curated record.